Fibroporia radiculosa is the source of this 3051-nucleotide messenger RNA. RefSeq lists its product as uncharacterized. The transcript is spliced from 4 exons. Lineage: Eukaryota; Fungi; Basidiomycota; Agaricomycetes; Polyporales; Fibroporiaceae. Gene Ontology annotation, biological process: protein phosphorylation; intracellular signal transduction. The record is from RefSeq and is a predicted model, not a curated record. The coding region runs from base 1 to 3051 and encodes 1016 amino acids. Gene Ontology annotation, molecular function: protein serine/threonine kinase activity; ATP binding.
AUGUUGUCAGCUCGUCCCAUGCAGCCUCUUGCCAUCUCCAUACCCCCCUCCCUGCCACACUCGCCCACCCGCUCUCCCGUCCCCGACUCCUCCAUCAUCCCCUCGGCCGCAGCUGGCACCAUUCCAUCAUCUCCACUAUCGUCCGUCGUGAAUCCUCCACAGCCCUCCACCCCUCCAGCACAUACGCUGGUGGUUCCUUCUACGUCUAUCCCCGCACAGCCUAGUAAUACCCCAAAUCACUCCGACACACGUAGCACAGAUAGUGGUAAUUCGAAGGAGCAGCCACUAAUAACUCGUCCCUUCCAUGCCAUCCCCUUCUUCGCCUCAGGCUCCACACCCCUCGAGACGUCCGUCUCGCUCCUUCCUGGCGACUGCCUUCCAGCGCCGCUCUCCCUCCCCCACUGCUCUGUCGACAACGUCCCAUCAUCUGGCGGGUCCUCUCCCCGUUUCCCCUUCGCGCGGCGAGCUAGUCAGAACUAUUCUGCGAUGGCAGCCUCCCACUCCCAUCCUCCGUCACCUCCACACGAAUACUCCGAUCGCGAACAUCUUCCGUCAACUCCUUCAUAUAGCACACAGCCAUCAACACCUAAUCCAUCCGCCCCAACGACCACCCCCGCUGCCAAUAGCACUGGUAAGAACGCGAAGCACGCGCAUGGGCCUUUGCAUGACCUUAAACGCUUCCUUAAUCACCAUAUACCCCAUCCUCACUCUCAUCAGAACAGUACCCAUAGUACUGCUCCUUCGUCAGCCGUCGCUACACCGCCUCCAGAGCAUUCACAUCCCAUAGCGGAACAGCGCCGCGGGCCAGACUUUGAUCAGUCGUCUCUCCUGCACGCUGUGCCAGCCAUUGCCACUCCGGACACGGUCGGCUUGAUGUCGAGUGCUCCUGGCACACCCGGCAGUGUUCCCCACGAUAUUCUUGCUGACCAUAGCAAGCUGCGCUUCUCGAUUCGCCGGCGCGAUAAAGAGAAGGACAAGAACGACGUGAAGGACAAGCAAAAGAGAGAUGAACAAGAGAAGCUUGUGGCCAAGGAGUAUCCCUCCAAAAUGCAUGUGGCCAAGACCCCAUCUCCUGGCGCGUCGACGUCGACGGCUAGCAGCCAGCGUAGCUCUCGUUCACCCCCACACACGAUGCACUCUGAUACCAGCCCAAACGAAUCAGGAUCGGGUUCGCCCCCUUCGUCUGUGCCGAGUUCAUCGCAUAUGUCGAAGCAUUUUGCGGCUCCAUCAGGACACUCUACGCCUGGACACGCUGCUCAAUCGCUUUCCACGGCUACUCACGCGCAUAUGUCCAAGAAAUAUGGCAAAUGGGGUCGCGUGCUGGGUAGCGGUGCGGGUGGAACCGUUCGCCUGAUUAAAGGAUCUAACAAGAUGGGAGGGACGACCUUCGCCGUGAAGGAAUUUAGGCCCAAGCGCCACGGCGAGAGUGAGAGGGAGUAUCAGAAGAAGGUCACGGCAGAGUUUUGUGUUGGAAGCACACUCAAGCAUCGAAACAUCAUCGAGACGGUUGAUAUUGUGACGGAUCAUGGCCACUAUUAUGAGGUCAUGGAGUACGCACCCUAUGAUCUUUUCAGUGUCGUUAUGUCGGGCAGUAUGUCUCGACCAGAGAUAUAUUGCGUCUUUCGUCAGAUCUGUGACGGCGUGGAGUAUCUGCAUUCUCUUGGCCUCGCCCACCGCGACCUCAAGCUCGAUAACUGCGUGAUGACGACCGAUAACGUCGUGAAGCUGAUAGACUUCGGGACCGCUACCGUCUUCCACUAUCCUGGGAAGAAAAUGACUAUGGCGACGGGUAUUGUCGGCAGUGAUCCAUACCUCGCUCCGGAGGUACUGAGCGAGCAGGAGUACGACCCAAGGAAGACAGACGUAUGGAGCGUUGCGAUCAUCUUCAUGUGCAUGGUGUUGAGGCGGUUCCCCUGGAAGAUUCCAGACCCCAAGACGGACCCUAGCUUUAAAGCCUUCGUCCAGGCCCACCCCGACUUAUCGGAGAAGCCGAAAGAGAUGCCCCACAAGGUCGAUGACUCGAGCAAGGCAAUACCACCGACGUCGGCUGAAUCGAGUGCUGCCCCAUCCAUUGCUCCGUCUGAUGCGUCGACUGCGCCUUCUGUCAAUGGCGAGAGUGGUGAGGCUGACUCAUGUGAGCUCUGCCAGGCUUCCUUGCGCAGCUCGGAUUCGUCCUCUGCUUCCGGGUCGGAUGUGGAUGUCACCGAGGCGGGUGAGAAGGAAAGGCGUCGACGAAGCUUGCGUAAUCUUCCCCCGGGCGUGUUCUCCCAUUCGACAGCCACUCUUCCCGCUGUGCUCCUGCCACACGUCGCAACUGAGUCUCAAGCCGACCAAGAUCCUUCUGUGCUCACUUUUGCCCGUCCUGCUGACUCGACCGAAUCUCUUCCUGCACCUCCGUCUCCGCGUAUGUUCAGGAAGCAGCCUGCUAGCCAGUCCACUGGGAACACUUCGGCGACCCUCCAUGCAGGGUCACAUGAGGCGCUUGCUCCCGCGAAAGACGUGUUGCCAAGCUCGACUAAAGAUGUCAAGUCCAAGGACUUCUCUCAAGGUCCCAGCAAGGAGGCGCAACUUAGAAAGGUCGAGGCUGUGCAGCAGAAGGUUACGGAUGCACAGAGGCCCGAUACUAGCGCGAGUACAGCGACCGUGAAGGCGCUCCAGAAGGAGCCGGCUGCUCGUCCUCGCCGUCGUGCUGAUAGCAAAGCAUCUGUGGCGACUUUCCACCAAGGCGGUGCGGAGUCUAUCUUCAGGCUCCUCCCUCGUGAAUCGCGCCCUGCGAUGCGUCGGAUGAUGCACAUCCAGCCAUCGGCGCGUUGCACGCUUACAGAUCUUCUAUACGGCAAGGGCAAGUCAAACGACCUACUGUGUGGAUGCAACUCGCACGCUCGCGAUAGCCCGCGCUGCCAAGACCACGAUCACAAUCCUGAGGACGAGGAUGACGGCGACUCAUGGCUGCGUAGUAUCAUGUCGUGUUCGGUGCCCGAUGUGCAGCCAAGUCACACGCACAUCAAGGUCACAGUUGACGAUAAGCAGAGCAAGAAGCGGUUUUUCUAG